Molecule: messenger RNA, 8008 nt
Organism: Dermacentor albipictus
Lineage: Eukaryota; Metazoa; Arthropoda; Arachnida; Ixodida; Ixodidae
Product: two pore potassium channel protein sup-9-like
Biological process (GO): potassium ion transmembrane transport; stabilization of membrane potential
Cellular component (GO): plasma membrane
Molecular function (GO): potassium ion leak channel activity; outward rectifier potassium channel activity
Source: RefSeq, a predicted model, not a curated record
UUUCCCCGCCGGUUUCGGAGUCCGGUGGGGGGGUUUCGGUUAGGCCUAGGCGGCCGCGCGUCAUGCCCGACGUCGGCGGCGAGGCACCACCAUGCGCCGGGCCGUCGUCGCGCCGCUAGCGCUGACGCCGAGCGCCGCGCGGGCGCCGCGCUGCCUCCAUGAAGCGGCAAAACGUGCGCACGCUCUCGCUGAUCGUGUGCACCUUCACGUACCUGCUCGUCGGCGCGGCCAUCUUCGACGCGCUCGAGUCGGACCACGAGGGCCGGCAGCACGGGGCGCUGAUGUACAUCGAGGACAUGCUGGUGCGCAAGUACAACAUGAGUGCCGACGACCGCAAGAUCUGGCAGACGGUGGUCAUCAAGAUGGUGCCCCACCGCGCCGGCACGCAGUGGAAGUUCACCGGCGCCUUCUACUUCGCCACCACGGUGCUCACGACCAUCGGGUACGGCCACUCCACCCCAGCCACGUGGGGCGGCAAGACCUUCUGCAUGUUCUACGCCCUGGUGGGCAUCCCGCUGGGCCUGGUCAUGUUCCAGAGCAUCGGUGAGCGGCUCAACACGUUCGUCGGCUACCUGCUCAAGCACGGCAAGCGGUGCCUGCGCAUGCGCAACACGGACGUCUCGGAGACCAACCUCGUGUGCUUGGUGUCGGUGCUGAGCACCGUGGUGAUGACCACGGGCGCCGCCGCCUUCUCGGCGUACGAGGGGUGGGACUACUUCGACUCCUUCUACUACUGCUUCAUCACGCUCACCACCAUCGGGUUCGGCGACUACGUGGCGCUCCAGAAAGAGGGCGCGCUCAAGCAGAAGCCCGAGUACGUGGCCUUCAGCCUGGUGUUCAUCCUGUUCGGCCUGUCGGUGGUGUCGGCCGCCAUGAACUUGCUCGUGCUGCGCUUCCUCACCAUGAACACCGAGGACGAGCGGCGAGACGAGGCCGAGGCGCAGUGUGCGGCCCAGGAGGCCGUGCGGCUCGAGGGUGACGUCAUCACGGCUGACGGCAGCGUCGUGUCCGGCCACGGCGGCGGGGACCACUCGGACACGGACGACGUGACGUCGGUGUGCUCGUGCACGUGCUACGCGCACGGCUCCUCCAGGCCGCCGCAGGCGCAGCAACCAAGGUACUCGCUGCGCUAUUCCCCGUCACCGGUCGAAUCAUCUCUGGUCCACGACGACGUGUUGCUACCCAUGGACGCGCUCAUGAUGAAACGGGCCUCAGUCUGAGAAGCGGUCUGGCGCUCCGCACCCUCGCACCUCGGUGUGGAAAGGGUGUGGCGAGGCUGGGAACUUGGUCACUACCUCGCCACUGCGAUCGCCUCCCCCACACGUUCCUUUCUUUUUCUCUUUUCAUUCCUCUAUCUCUCAGUUAUUCUUCUUCCAAGUAUUGUCUCUUUCCAUCUUCUUCCUCUUCGGAAUCGCUCCCAUUCGUCCGAACGCGCCGCUCUGUCGUCGUCGUAUCACGUGGUCCGAAAGGGUGUCGGGGCUCGGCGCCUGAUAAAUCGUCCGGCCACUCGCGUCCCCCCCCCCUCGCCGUUGGCCCCGCCGAUCUAUCUGUCUCUCUCGGGCAGAAAGAAAUUCGCCCACCGUCUGAAGAUCCUUUGUUGCCGCGAUAUUCCCGCUCACCUCGUCGAGACAGGCGAUAAUACAAAAAGCGGAGAAUGGUACCGCGGGAAUAAUAUAUAUACCAGGUGAUUUAUCCUUUCUUGGAUGGAACGAUUCAUUAGGAUACUCCUGCGGUAGAUAUAACAAUUUCCGAAUUACGUGGAAUACUUGAAACGUCAGCACUACUUAGACGACCAAUCCCAGCGUGAUGUUAGCUAAUUUACGAAACAUUAUUUAACUUUUAAUUUCUCACAUUAGAACGCGCGUCUAAGGGCUUUUAAUGGUUACUUCGCGAAAUGCACGUGCGUAAAAGACAUCCAACCUAUCGCACGGCUAACCAACAAGACAUACCCAUCAAAUUUUCGAGCAGGUUCCAAUAGUUUGUCCCACAGUCCGAGCGAUCCGUCUUUUCCGACGCGUCGUUCGAAUGAUCCGACGCUAACCUUUCGCGUACUACACACGUGUGCUUACCACUUCAGUCGUUUCGGUGUGUAGGAACGGCGCGCUUGCCUCCUUUUAGACGUUUUUGCUGCUGGCUGCGCAGCGCACUUCGGACGCGUGGGAGCGUUCUAUCGCCAGUACAAAGGAACAAUGCUCGGUAUUUUACAAAGUGCUAUAGUCGCGCGGGGGACGUCUCAUCAUCAGGGUAUUAUUGUGUUCUCUGUGCUCAAAGAAGCGAACAUCGUGUGUGCUCUUGGAACUUCGUCGUCUGCUGCCGUCUCGCCAGACGAACAGUUGAUGGACGCACCGAGCUGACCAUUUGCUUCGUUGAAUCCAAACGGUGCGUGUUUCGUUAUUUUUUUCUUCCCCACAUGGCUGCACGGUGGCUGCAAGAAGAAGACCUGGGAAACCAUCUCGUCCUCGAGAUGUGUGGAGUGUGUGUGUGUCUGCGUGUGUAUGUGCGUGUGUGCGCGUCUUUCGAGGAUGCACAUGUGUCACAAGCUGAAGACUGCGGUCGCUGCGAACAAACAUACCGUCUCUUCUUUAGAAGCGUAGUCCACGGCCGCAAUUGCGGGUGUGAGGAUGAGGCCUUGCGCCGAAGCUGCAUUUGUUGGCAUUAGUAUGGUCUCGCUGCCUUUUACUCGUAAACGCGUUUUCAGACUGAAAUAUUCGUCAACUUGCUAAGCGCAAAGCGAACAGCAGUGACACCGCUUGACUAAGGUAGACCGCGGCGUGCCAGAUCAAAUGCCACGGCACAGCCACGCCACCUAUAUAGUCUGUGAAGGCAAGCCUUAACGCUGCUCGGAGAUUUCUGCGCUUAUGACAAGCUUUAUAAACGCGCCUCUACUCGCUGGCUGAAAAUGCCUAAUUGCGGAAUUGUAUCUCAGCGGUGGCUAGAAUGCAUUACUGCAGAGCCUCCGAGAUCGUUACAGAGCCGGUGCGAUCUCAGAGGCUACGGUUGCUGAAAAGUAGGGCGUGAUGCGGUCGAGGGUGGCACUGGCUUUAGCUCGGCUGGAUCGAGGAAGAGAUUGGAGCCGAGAAGCUUUUGUGGGAAUAUGGCAGUGAGACUUCUGUAGACAUUUCACUGUCCUGACUAGCCAAGGCUGCCCAAGACUGCCCGGGAGUGCCCGAGAUUCUGCGUACGUCAACGCCGAUUGGUUGAAAUCAGCACCUCGGGCACUCCAGAGCAGUCCGGAACGGCUAAUCUAGGAAACGCAUUGUGACGUCAUGUCAGUGUCAUGCACUGAGUAGAACAACGUUAGGCCUCACACUCACUCCGGCAACGGCUCAAGUGGCCUACAUAUUCUUUUUUUUUUCUUUCUUUCUUAACAGACGGUAUACAUGUUCUGCCCGAGGGAGUGUCGUACUUCUGUUGUUGGGCUUUCAAACAGAUUAACUUAAGUAUAGCUGUAGAAGGCGUGUUGUACGGCAGGACUUAGAGGUGGAUCCGCAGUGAUCCCGUGACUCUUUAGAUUUAUUUUUUACUUACUCCUUUCUUUCCCUGAACGAACUCAUGUUGUGCUUAGAGGUUAUUAGACCUAGUAAGUAAAGUGGCGAACAAAAAGCUGUGCGAACACCAUAUCCUCUCUCUUCUGAUGACUAAGAAGCCAAUGUGUACCGAAGCUUGUACAGCGUUGCAGUGACGACAGAUAACCUUGGUGUUAACCUUGCUAACGCAGCGUUUGGUCGGCUCCGCGUUGCCGGUGUUCGUACUUUCUUUACUUUCAUUUCUUUCUUUUUCACUAUUCUGAACCGGCUAUAAACAACCAGUGUACUUCUUCGCCUUCAGUUGCUUUUAAUUUUAGCAUUCGAAAAGUUUGAUAAAGGCUUGUCUGUUUGCGUGCGAUUUCGUGAUGCUUCAUAAAUGAAGCGGCGAAAUGCUAGGAAACACGCUUACAGAAUGACGCAGCAACACAGAGUCGCACAGUUAACUCGGUUGACAGAACCCUCGUGUGUCUGUGUUUUCUCUUAUGUGUAUUGUGCUUGAUAAGAUAUAAAAUAUGGAUACAUUAGCAAGGUAAGCACGAUAUUGAAUUGAAUUCUGGGCUUUUAUGCGUGCCGAAAUCGACGAUUUGAUUAUGAGGCACGCCGUAGUGGGACCAGGCUCCGGAUUAAUUUUGACCGCCAGGGGAUGUUUAACGUUUCCCCAAUCCACGGGUCAGGGUCGUUUGUUGCAUUGGAUCAGUCAUCGUCGACUGUGAGCAUAUAAACAUGGGCCAGUCGGUGAGCGUCGUCACUGCAACGCUUUCUGAACCGGCACUUUGUCGUCGCGGAUUCUCUUCCGCGCUCGUUUUGACACAUCCCGUGCGGAAGGAACCUAGGACCAAAUCGAUCAGUUUUGCCGUAUUGGCGCGUACCUCCUUUAGCGUGUCGACGAGACGUCUUCAAGUCAAGGACCAACCCAACCAGUAUACCGCCUCCAUGGCACAUUCCGAAAACUCUCUCCGUAAAGGGUUGAUGUUGGCCCGGAGAUUUGUAUCUUAAUUAUGUGCUCGUUCGAUGUACGUCAAUGGUUGUAUGCGUGGCUUUCUCUCUCUCUCUCUCUCUCUUUCUCUACAGAACAGUAUUGUCAACAUUGCUUUGAGAAAUGCUUGAACCGUUGAAAAGUGUCUUUCACUCUUUUGCUGGACAGGAACACAACACUGGGCGAAAAUAAAAUGAAAUCGAGCACUGGCAGGUUGUCAGCUCAACGCCCACGUGCUACGGUUGGCAGCCGCUCAAGCGACAUUUGGCGAUGCAAGAGCUGAUUCGAACUGAUUACCGAGGUAUACGACCCAUGGCCCACGGAAGUGGGCACGUUAUGAGAAUGUGUCACAUCGAAGCGCUCGCGCCGGUAGAUAAAAGGAGCAGAGCAUACACAUCGUAACGACGCUUUGUCACACUUUGCUUUAGGACAAGCUCUGAAAAAAAAAAUGCCACCGCCAGCGUUGCCACUUAGCCAUUCGCCUGCCGAUGACAGGUUUAUCGUUGGUUGUUCAAAAGUUACCGAACCUCUGCGCUAAAGUCGAAGUGUGCCUGGGAAGACCUCGUACAUGUGGGAGUGCAGGCGCGAGGAAAACGUGGAGUCAAGGAGGUUAAGCAUGAACAUGGCCUCCGAGAAUGGCUAUGCGCGGAGGCUGUCCGCGCGUUUUGCAGUCUCGGAGGCCGUGUCAUAACUGUGCGUUUCGGCUACCUUACCCUGCGCUAAAGUGGCAUGGUGCAUGAGAAGACAUCGUAUAUGUGGAAGUACACGCGCGAGAAAGACGUGGAGGCAAGGAGGUUAACCAUGAACGUGGCCUCCGAGAACGGCUACGCGCGGCGACCUUCCGCACUCUUCGCAAUCCCUGAGCUAGGCCAUGUCAAGAAUGUGCGUUUCGGCCGUCUUACUCAGAAGGAAGGUUAAACGAGGCAGAAAGGAAAAAGAAAGCUAAGACUGCCCACCGCGAAGCACAUGUUACCGUUCACGUGAGCUGGUCUCACAAUCCGCCAGUCUUCAAGCAGCUCCGCACAACUGUGCAAAAAGCACGGCGGUGGUCUGGUGUCAUUCUAACAUACUUCUGGGCUAGAUGGUAUGCGUGAAGCUGCUACUGAGUGACUAAAUGCGCAUGGUAAGCGGCAUGCUGGCAUCUGUAAACACUCAGGCUCAAAGUUGUCAAGCCAUUUUAGAAUUUCGCCCUUUACGCUAUGUUCCGGUAAAUUUCAUUUCCGUUUCAUUCUCUCUUUCUUUUUCUCCCGUUCGGUCAGUGUUCCUGUCCAGCAAGCGGCAAUCGAAGCGCGCCCCACUAAAUAUCCCCGUUUCAAGCUCGGGCAAUGUUUCCGUGGAAACUCUCUGCAGCGCUGUUUGUGGCUUGACUACUGAUCGUGCUUGCGCGAGUUCGAGCACUGACUGUGCGCUUUACUCACAAAGGGUCAGAAACACUUCAAAAUAAAUGUUCAGUUAGAUUCGUAUACGAUGUUAUUGUAAUACCAAAUAAGUUAGCCUUACCGUGAUCGAAGACUCUGCCGCCUUUGGUUUUUAUUUUCUUUUUUUUGACAGUUCUUUGCUUGCCACGGCAAGCGCGGAACAAUCCGAAAGAACGAAAGUCGGGCCAUGAAGCCAUCUUCAUGCAUCCCUCACCAACUACCCGUGACGUCAUUGAUUUCGACAGCGCCUUUUCGAGGUCAUAAUUUGCUGCGAAUGAAGCAUGAACGCCUCACAUUCGAAACUACCAAGGACUCAGACUAGGAGCUCCUCGGGACUUUUUUUCUUUUAUGCUGGGCGCAGGCAGCCCAGAAAAAUACGUCAAAACCACCCUCAAGUUUGUAACGCCGCAUUGACGUCUCUCCGAUCGUGAAAUGUCAGAACAAAAGCUCGGCGAUCGAGUUUCUCUGUUAAUAGUCGACCCAUUUCAGCCGAGGAAAUGCAGAUAGAUGUUUGAAAGGAUGCUAACUAAACGGAUUAAGUGCUACUUUUUUUGCGUCCUCUCAGCUCGCAGUUGCGAUUCUGUGCCCGAUUUGCUGGCCACACGCUUCACAUCAUGCUUCCGAAACCAUCUCGUGUCGCGCGGUUCCCUUCUUUACAGAAGUGCUUCUCCUCUAGCGGAGCUGCUAUUCAAGCUUAGAUGAUUUCAAGUCCGGCCAUUUUUAACUCUUAAUCCUUACAGGCUAAUCGUACAAGACAUGCGCUUCCAAGGUGUAGUUUUAUUCAGUCGCGUAUCACGUUGUCCCCAGCUCUCCGCUGACUCGGGCCACGACUCCAGCACUAUAGCUUCCAAGCAUCGUCAUCAUCAUUCUGCACACAUCGGUCGCUUGCAACGUUCACUUACAAGUUCAGGAUCUAGAGCUGUCGUCACGUGAUAAUCUCUAUACAAAGCGAGGGGUUUUGACGCUUUAAGCCUCAGCUAUUUUUUUCUUAAUUUCAUAAAAAUUAAAAAUGAUCACCCUGUAUAAGGCACACAGUAUGCUUCCGUGAGAAGCUCUGCAAGGUCGCUAACGUUCGCGUUCAAAAAAAAAAUCCUGGUAUAUCAUGCUGCUGCAACGGCACGAUUUGCGGUCAGCUAUAUGUCCUUCAUAACCAUAGGCCGUUCUUUUUCUCAGUGCACAAUUUCCACGCAUAUGUCUUACUGCGAGAGUAUUCACCGACGACCGGAAUGAACUGAUACUUGAACCAUAGCCUCCGAGAUCGGGAGGCGCGCUGACAGCGCGGGCCGUUCGAUCUCGGGGGUUAUCGACAGUUAACUCUAACUAUUAACAGGAAAGACGUGCGACCACCGUGUGGUAGCGUUUCCACAACUAAGAAGAACGUGUCCCAGUAGCCGUUUCAGCAUCCAGCUGCGUUUGCUGCAAUCCACACUGCCUCGCGAUAUGUUAAUCACUUUUUUCGUUCUGCCCCUUGAUCUUUACGAGAUAUUUUGGGCUUUCUUCGUCCUGCAGUGGCCAUCGUGUUCCAAUUCACUAUUACAGUGGUCGCAGUGGGGUUUAAGUGGGAUCACGACGACGCCAAUGUCACGCUGGAGCAUUGAGUGACAACAACGGAGGGAACACUUAGAUUGCGCCAAGAGCAACUACACAUCCCACCGUGACGGCUACUUUGGGAAUUUUAAGUUUCGCCGAAGGCUUAGCAAUUUACGUCGUAUCGCCAGCGAUAGACAUUUGCCUAUCAGAAUCUGCUAGGAGUAUCAAAAGAGGUGUGAUUAUUGAUAUGUUAUACACAUGCUGAUGUUUCACUUUCAUAGUGCAGUGAAUGCUUUGGGUGCGUGUACAGUUUGUGUCGUCAGCUUCUUCGCGGGAAAGCUCCAGCUGCGGCGACGUCGACGGUGUCUCGUCUGAGCCAGCCUGUCCAACGUGUGUCUGUGUGCGCCUGUGCCGUUUCGUCGUCGUCCUCGUCUGGAUUCGUCCGUGUCGCGUUUCUCGUCGCGUUUUUUUUUUCUUCUUCCAAAGGCUGUUUCCGGUCGUUCACGUGUAAAUAAAGCGAUCCUCGCUGUUACAUUAAAGCAUGUCAUGAUCACGUC